Chinchilla lanigera (long-tailed chinchilla) is the source of this 3951-nucleotide messenger RNA. It is a transcript of the gene Bmp5, whose product is annotated as bone morphogenetic protein 5. NCBI's taxonomy places the organism in Eukaryota, Metazoa, Chordata, Mammalia, Rodentia, Chinchillidae. Bases 726 to 2090 code for a protein of 454 amino acids. The record is from RefSeq and is a predicted model, not a curated record. Gene Ontology annotation, biological process: SMAD protein signal transduction. The transcript is spliced from 7 exons. Gene Ontology annotation, cellular component: extracellular region. Gene Ontology annotation, molecular function: growth factor activity; cytokine activity.
UUACAUUACUCUUCAGAUCUCUCUUGAAGAGGGCUGGUAUAUUUGUGCCUGCUGGAGGUGGAAUUAACAGUAAGAAGGAGAAAGGGAUUGAGUGGAUUUACAGGAAAGAUUUCAAGUAAACUCAGGGAAGCACAUUUACAUGACUUGUACAACCUUGAGUCUUAUUUUACACUAAGACGGUACAAAAGAUGGUAAAGUUAUCACCAAGCUGCCGGACAAAUAUAUAUUCCAACACCAAGGUGCAGAUCUGCAUAGAUCUGUGAUUCAGAAAUCAGCAUCUGUCUUGAAAAGAGCACAAGGGUUGCGAAGACUCAAGAGCAAGUGAAGACACCUUGGGAGCUACAGCUUAUCAGAAGAUCAGCUUUGUUAAUUCAGAUACCAAAGGCCUGGUCAUCACAGAUUCAUAUAGGAAUGCAUAGGUCAUCUGAUCAAAUAAGAAUAGCCGUCUUCUGCUCCAUCAGUGCAGGAAAAGCUCUUAACAACUGUGGAUAAUUGGAAAUCUGAGCUUCAGCUUUCUUAGAAAUAACUACUCUUGACACAUUCCAAAAUAUUUAAAAUAGGGCAGGAAAAUCAGGGAGGAUGUUGUGUUCAGAAAUGUCACUGUCAUGAAGAAUAGGUAAAUUUGCUUUUACAGCUACUGGGAAAGUAUACCUCCUAGGAAUUUCGGAUACUUUUUAAAGUGGACAAGAAAGACUAAAAAUAUCAACUUCUGCCUUUGGACAAAAAUGCCUCUGACUGUGUUUUUACUCAGGGGUGUUGUGGGUUUCCUCGGGAGCUGCUGGGCGCUGGUGGGUUCCGCAGCAGGAGGUUUGGGAGACGACCACGUUCACUCCAGUUUUAUUUAUAGAAGACUGCGGAACCACGAAAGACGGGAAAUCCAGAGGGAAAUUCUCUCUAUCUUGGGUUUGCCUCACAGACCCAGACCUUUUUCACCUGGAAAACAAGCUUCCUCUGCACCUCUCUUCAUGCUGGACCUGUACAAUGCCAUGGCCAACGAAGACAACCCCGAAGAGUCGGACUACUCCACAAGGGGAUCACUGGCAGGAGAGGCCAGAGGGCCGAGGAGAGGGCACCCAGCCUCUCCCAAUGGGUACCCGCGCCGCACGCAGCUAUCUCGAGCCACGCCGCUGACCACUCAGAGUCCUCCUCUGGCCAGCCUACAUGAUACCAACUUUCUGAACGAUGCUGACAUGGUCAUGAGCUUCGUCAACUUAGUUGAAAGAGACAGGGAUUUCUCUCACCAGAGAAGGCAUUACAAAGAAUUUAGGUUUGAUCUGACUCAAAUUCCUCAUGGAGAAGCAGUGACAGCAGCUGAGUUCCGGAUAUACAAAGACAAGAGCAGCAGUCGAUUUGAAAAUGAGACAAUUAAGAUCAGCAUAUAUCAGAUCAUCAAGGAAUACAUGCACAGGGAUGCAGAUCUGUUCCUGUUAGAUACAAGAAAAACGCAGGCUGUAGAUGUGGGCUGGCUUGUCUUCGAUAUCACGGUGACCAGCAAUCACUGGGUGAUCAAUCCACAGAACAAUCUGGGCCUACAGCUCUGUGCAGAGACGGGGGAUGGACGCAGUAUCAACGUGAAGUCCGCGGGCCUCGUCGGCAGACACGGGCCUCAGUCUAAGCAGCCAUUCAUGGUGGCCUUCUUCAAGGCCAGUGAGGUUCUCCUUCGGUCUGUGAGAGCUGCCAACAAGCGGAAAAAUCAAAGCCGCAAUAAAUCCAGCUCUCAUCAGGACUCCUCCAGGAUGUCCAGUGCUGGAGAUUAUAAUACAAGUGAACAAAAGCAAGCCUGCAAAAAGCACGAGCUCUACGUGAGUUUCCGGGACCUUGGAUGGCAGGACUGGAUUAUAGCACCAGAAGGAUAUGCUGCAUUUUAUUGUGAUGGGGAAUGUUCUUUUCCACUCAAUGCUCAUAUGAAUGCCACCAACCACGCCAUUGUUCAAACUCUGGUCCAUCUGAUGUUUCCCGACCAUGUACCAAAGCCUUGCUGUGCUCCAACCAAAUUAAAUGCCAUCUCUGUUCUGUACUUUGAUGAUAGCUCCAAUGUCAUUUUGAAAAAAUAUAGAAAUAUGGUAGUGCGCUCAUGUGGCUGCCACUAACAUUAAAUACUUAUGGUAAUAACAAAAAUACUUGUAUUAAGGUUUAUGACUGCAAUAAAGAGCAGACAAAAGGGCGAUUUCCUAAAUUAGUCUGAAUUAUUUCAUCUUUCUUCAUAUGUAUAAUAUGUAUAUAGUCAUUUUUAUUUAUUUGAAAGUAUACAUCCUCCUUUGCAGAUGCCUUAUCAGUGAAAUCUAAUUUUCGUUCACUAUGUUAUACAAUAGAUCAUUCAGUCUAACUUUCAAUGGGGAUACACUGAAUCCAGUUUUAUUCUGCUUCAAUAUUUUUCCAAUACAAUUUUUAUAUAAUUUUCUGAGACUAAACAGACCCCCUUUGACUGUUUAAUAUUGCUCAAGGAAAUUGAAUACAUUUGGUUAUCUUGUGCCAAUGAAAACUAUGAUAGGAUAUUUAUUUAGAAAUAAAACUUAAAAAAAUAAGAAUCCAAACAAAGAAUGCUUGGAUAAACAUAUUUUUUUUCUCUCAGACUUUCAGCUUUAUUAGAUAAAGUAAAGUGUUAAACUGGAUUUGAAUAAAUAAAUGGUAGGCAGGAUGUAGAAGCUGAGAGAUUGCACACAAUUGUUGUAACUGUUUGCUUUAAGAAAGUUAGUGUAACUGUAGGAGUAUAUUCCUUCUUGGCUUAUGAGCUGAAGAUUUUUCCAGGAGCUCAAAGUUUCAAGAAUUCUAUGGAGACAGGCUUUAGCUGUGUCCAUAACUUUCCAAAUUAACACUUAAAAAAAUUGUAGUGCAACCUUCUUACCUCAAAUAAAUCAUGCAUGUCUGCCAUUAUCUAGAACACUACUGCUGCAGAUUUUUUUUUUCAGAUUUAAAAACUUCAUCCAAAAUAAAGAAACAUUUACAUGUGCUCACUUCCAUCCCCACAGAGUCCCCACAUGCCUAAAAAGUGCCGGAGUUGGAGGGUGCUGACACAGCCAGCUUCUUUGCUCUCUUUUAUAACUGAAUUUGUUGAUUGAUGUGAUGCAAGGAAUUUUAUUUGGGGUAAAAGUACUGAAACUAAACUGAAGGAAAUUACCAAAAAUCCCAGAAUGGCUUUGACAGACUUGCCAUUUGAAAAGAACAGCUGAGAUCCAUUUUUCAUAUCUGUGAGAAUGAACUCAAUGCAAACCUUAUUUUGUGAAGGGAUUUCAUAAACCUUCCUCCAAGCACAAAUAAUUCCAAAUGGGAAGGUUCUCUUGUGACUGUGUGUAAGUGUUUUUGCUUCUGAAAUUAAUGUAUUUUCUCUCCAUUGAAAUGCCUUCUAAGGUCUUUCUUUAACAUACACUGACUUUUUGAGGAAUGACCUUUGGUUUGAUCAGUUACUACUUAUGGUAAUUCUAUGGUUAAACUUAUUUACAGUUCAUCUAAAAUAUUCAGAAAGAACCAUUCAAUAAUCUCCCUUUUGGAUUUUUCAGACAAAAUUUUAACAGUAAUUGAUUCCAAAUCAUUAUGGCUUGUUUGUAAUUCAGGUAUUUUAUAAUAUUGUUUUAAAAUACAGUUUAUCUUGUAGAAAAUGUGGCAUUAAAUAUAUUGGGGAUACAUUAAGUAAUAUAUUUUCAAUUAAUAGUGUCCUACAGUGAGAAUAAGAAAUAGAAAUUUAUAAUAUUGUUCUUUAAAUGUACUGUUUAAAUAUAUUUCUAUAUUUUAAAAUAUAUUAAACUUGUGAUGCUAGUUUCUAUUGUGCUUCUUGAUUUGGUCCUUUAAGAGAAUUAUAAAUGUAACUACAUCAUAAAAUUUACAAUAUAAAUAUAUUUAUCAGUUGUAAAAUGUUUCUAAAUUACUACAUGAUAUGUGAUGUUGUUUUCAAUUACCAAAACAGUGUUCUUGUAUUUUUAUAGUUAAUUCAUUAUUAAAUGAACAAAGCACCAA